Messenger RNA from Blepharisma stoltei, 2977 nucleotides. Lineage: Eukaryota; Ciliophora; Heterotrichea; Heterotrichida; Blepharismidae. The record is from the annotation of a GenBank genome assembly.
AUGUCACUGGACGUGGGCAUAGAGAGCAUCUUUUGUUUACUCCUUCCUUGUUGAGUGAAGCAACAUAUCCAAAAAAAUCCUUUUAGAAAAUUAAAUUUUCAUGUAUAUUUUUUUCAAUAAUAUUUUGAUAAUGAUUAUCAUGAAUAAAUCAAUUUUUAAUAUUACUAAAAUCAGAAUUUACCUUCCUAAACUUAAAUUACUUUAGAGAAGUCCCCUGAAGGCGACUACUUGCCUCCACAUAACGCUCAACCACUUGCUUGCCAGUCUGAACAAAGCCUUCCACUGCUUUGCACCUCAUAGACGAGGGCUUGCACUUGCUACUCGGGAGUCAGAGACGCUGGGCCACCAUGCCGUAUGCAAGAGGGUUCACCUACUAGAAAAUUCGAAAAAAGAUUUAUAGUCUAGUUGCCCACCAAAAUGAAACCUGGAGCCCAGGACGCAACGCCUCCCAUCGUACUAGGAAUUUUGCCGAUUAGCCAAGUGACUACCUCUAGCCUUGCUCAGCUUUCUAUUUCCAAUUCCAGUGAACCUCUCAUCACGAGAUAAAACCUUGACCUAGAUGUUUGCAUGCAGUCGGCCUGCGCUCCUCCAAACCAAGUAAAAACCAGCCUGAUGCACAUUUCCGGACGCUGUCCUCUCUUCCACAAGCUGCAGCUUUCACAAUGAGCCUACCAGCUGCAGGUGUUAAGAAGGCAGGUUGGCUUUAAAGUUAUUUGAUGUAUAUAGAUUACCUUCCAAAUUAUUUCUAAUAAUAAAUAUUAAUAAUCUUCUCGCACCAGCGAAAAAUCUUUCUCGCUCAUAAAUAUGAAGUUAAUACUCAUCACUCUUUCUAUGAUACUAUCAGUCUAUCUCCCAAAAUACAAGGUAAACCAAAUUUAGAUUCAUUAUUUUCAUGAAUCUGGCGUUAUAAUUUUGAUAGGUAUCGGAUUAGGAGCAUUUAUGGAUGGAAUUAGACACCCGCUUUCAAGAUUUAGCUCAGAUAUUCUAUAACUAAAUACUUAACCAUAUUAUUCUAUGCACUAUUUUUUAAUUUUUAUAUGGUCAUUAUUUAUAAUACUGAUAAUUUUCAUUACAUCUCAAUAUAUAUUUUUUGACUUUAUGCUGCCCUUCCUCAUUUUAGCUGCAGGCUUCAACAUGAAAAGGCGACGAUUUUUCCGAAAUAUUGGCCCAAUCUUUUUAUUAGGCAUCAUAGGAACUUUAAUAUGUUUUGUUCUAAUAGCAGCUAUGGCCUACGCCUUCAGUGAAUGAGGAUUCAUCAACCAUGAUGGCACAAAGUACCUAAGCCCUAGUGAAGUUAUGGCUUUAGGUGCCGUUUUAUCAUCUUCAGAUGUCGUUUGUGCUUUAGCCCUUGUAGAAGAAUCCAAAACCCCUAAACUCCACUCAAUUUUAUUUGGGGAGUCCGUCAUAAACGACGCUGUUGGCAUUUUGCUUGUAAAUGUCGUAAAAACAGUGAGUAUUUCUAAUAUAAACGCAACUGAAGUAUUUACCUUUAUUGGCACAUUUUUGUAUGUAAGUAUUACAAGUAUUUUGAUGGGAGCUGUUUUUGGUCUAAUUGCGAGUUUUAUGACAAAAGUUUUGUAUGAUUUACGAGACGAGCCAAGCAAGUCUAUUGCGUUACAGUUUUAUAUAUCAAUUUUAGGGUAUAUGAUAGCAAAAGCAAUUGACUUGUCAGCGGUUAUUGUACUUUUAGUGUGCGGAAUUAUAUCAGGACAUUAUGCAUGGUAUAAUUUGUCUAGAACUUCAAGGACUGCUGUGACUAAUUCUUUUCAGUUUAUUGGGGAUGCUUCAGAAGCACUUGUUUUUGCUUAUUUAGGAAUUUCUGCUUUUACUUAUAAAGAAGAGGGAAUUGAAUGGAAUUAUAUUAUUGCUGUUUCUGGGGCUACGAUAGUGUCAAGAUUAAUUGCAGUAUUUGGAUUGAUAUGGAUUGUACAGUUGCUUUCUGGUUGGAAUGUAUAUUAAGAAGGAGUGCUAUGCCCUCUUAACAUAUGUAGAUGGUGGGAUACUGGGGACCUUGUGGAAGUGAGGACAGCGCUUAGAAAUAUGUAUCUGGGUGCUGCAUUGCUUGGAGAAGUGCAAUGUCUGGCUGACUGAUGCAUGCUCACAUCCAAGUCAAAGCGCUACUUUGAGGGAAUGCUGAUAAGGGACGCCCAGAGACCAGAGGACAUCACAUGGCCAAUCGAGCAAAGCCCUAAACGAUAUCAGGCUAUCAGGCGUUGCGUCCUGGGCUCUGGAUUCCAUUUUUAGCUGACACCAGACCUUCUGGAAGGCAAACCUGCUGACGUAGGGCUUCGUGAUCCUGCAUCCCUUAUCUCAGAUACCGAGCGCAAGCCCCUGUCCAUGAGGAUUAUCAUAGUAAAAGGCCGUGUCUAGACUGGCAAGAAAGCGGUUGGGUGUUAUGCGGAGCCGAGUAGUAGCCUGCCUGGGACUUAUAUAUAAGUAAUUAAAGUUUUAGCUAUCUGGUGGGAAAUUUAAAAUGAGUGUUGGAGCUAUUUCGGUUAUUUGGAUGGGCGGGAUUAUUAGAGGAGCAGUCUCCUUUGCAUUGUCUCUUGAUUUGGAUUUUUCCCACAAAGAUGUCCUCCGUAUCACUGUUUUAGGAGUUGUGAUUGGGACAACUCUAGUUUUUGGAACGGUUUUGCCUUUGUGGGUCAGGUGGAUUAAGCCUGAUGAAGGAAAUGACGACCGUGGAAUGGAAAUAAAAGAUGAUGAUUUAAGCAGGUCAAUAACAGGAAGAAAAAGCGUCUUUUUAGCACAGGAUGAGACAAAAACGUAUAAAAAUUGGGUCCAUAAAAUGUGGAGGACUAUUGAUGAUAAAUAUAUAAAACCGUGACUAAUUCACAAAGAUGCUUUGGAAGAGGUCAAAAAAGCAAAGGCAAAUCUUGCAGCUAAGAAUUUGGUUCUUAAAGAUGAUAAUGAUACUAUACCAGAAGUAUCGGAGUAUUCGCUCCAUUCGAAUGGAUCAUAUAGAGAAAUGCAGUAA